AUGAGCUCCAAGAGAGGUCCCUCCGUUCUGGUCACAGAUGCGAGACAAAGACAACCUCAAAGAAGGGUUCUUCAACGACAAGAUACCGGUGCAGGCGCUCCCGGCUCCCAAGCGCCAAUGCGAUUUAUGACCGUCGACAACGUUCUCCAAUACAAUUCACAGAUCCCUUCAGGUCAACCGCGUGGCCCUCCAGGUCCAGCAACCCUACCUUCAGGACGACAUCCAGGACCACCGGGCAGCGCUCUUAGUCGCCGGGUCUCAUCAGGCGGUUUACCGAAUAGUCAGUCACGUACAGGCCAGCAGAUUCCAUCAAGAACAACAAAGAUUAGCGAAAAACUGGUCCUUCUUCCGGAAGCAGAGGACAAUGGCGAUGACGUCGACGAGGAAAUUGAGAGUGAAUCGAUACUUGCGCGCCGCGUACAAGACGACGAGAAUCGGCCAUUGAAGGAUGAGGAGCUGGACGUGCUUAAGAAACGAGGCGGUGUUCGCGGAAAGAGUUUUGCCGAGAGGUUGUCCAAGACACAAAGAACCGACAAGGUCAGCAGAUUGACAGCAUACUGUACUGCGCAGGCCUACAAAAUCAAGCCUACUGCCGAAUUUCUACGCAAGAAGCACGAGGCCAAGACCAAAAUCUACGACGACUGCCUCUACGUCAUCUACGCCUUACCGCUUCUCAAUGGCAAUGACGGUACCCGCAUACGAAGUCGACCUAUUCUAAAGACUCCCGGUACUGGCAAGACGGUACUAGAUCUAGAGAUUGAGCGCAGCGAACAGCGGGAUCACCAUGAGGGAUACUUUGACGAUGAUGCAUACGAGCAUCCCAGCCCUGAGCGCGGCCACGAGAUACCUGCUCGCUUCACCGACCGUCCUUCGACACCUGAGCGCAGCAACCCCUUCCACCACGAUGACGACGUAUCAUCAAUGAAUCGACUCGCUCCCGAUGCAAAGAACUUUGCAGAGAUGUUCGUCUACUCGUACGGCGUGGUCGUCUUCUGGAACUUCACCGAACAUCAAGAGAAGGAUAUCCUAGCUGAUUUGACCUUUGCCGAUGCCGAUGCCGUAGAGAACGGCGCCACCAGCCUUCUCACCCGGCCCCUUGACCAGGAGGACUACGAGACAGAAGAGUUUCACUUCGAAUACAGCGCCGACAUACAGCGUCCGCGCAUCUUCAAUGAUAUGAUCACUCUGCUGCCCAAGUCUGACCACAUGAUCAAGCUCACUAUCAGCCAUGCCAUUGCGCAAAGUACGCGCUUGUGUUUCUUCGAAGAACGCAUGAGUGAGACUAUGCUAGAUGCGCAGCAUGUGCCCAAGAUGCUCGCCUUGACAGGAGAGCUCAAAAUGACUCGCACGGAAAUUGUGCGUAUGCUCGGCAAGCUUUUCAGAAGCCGUGUCGACAUCAACCUCUCGUCCAAUAUUCUCGAUGUCCCUAACUUCUUCUGGGAGUCCGAACCAACUCUACACCCUCUAUAUGCCGCCAUUCGUGAAUACCUCGAGAUUGACCCUCGCAUCAAGGUCCUCAACGAGCGAUGCCGCGUCUUCCUAGAUCUUGCCGAGAUACUAUCCGACUCUGUCGCUGACGCCAAGAUGAGCUACAUUACUUGGAUCAUCAUUGUCCUGAUCAUUUUGAGUAUCAUGGUCACCACAGCUGAAGUAGGCAUCCGUUUCGGCAUGCUUAACAAGGCCAAAGGCACCAACGUCAAUCGUAUCAUUACCGCACCGGUUCUUGGUGCUGGCAUGGAGCAGACCGUACUACCACCGAGUGAUCUCGAAAUCCUCGCGCAAACUCUUGGUCUGCAAGCCAAUGCAUCUUUUGAGGAAGUUCAUAAGAGCAUUUGGGCUUUACAGAGAAAGGACCUACCCAACGCUUCGAUCUUGCAUGAGGAUAUCUAA
Messenger RNA from Fusarium pseudograminearum CS3096, 1890 nucleotides. RefSeq lists its product as uncharacterized. The coding region runs from base 1 to 1890 and encodes 629 amino acids. The record is from RefSeq and is a predicted model, not a curated record. The transcript has 3 exons. Lineage: Eukaryota; Fungi; Ascomycota; Sordariomycetes; Hypocreales; Nectriaceae.